GUGGCGAUGAUCGAAAUACGAGGGUGCGCACCCUCGAUCCUCAACUAGGGUCACUGGCUGGCGAUCUCAGCGUCGAGUCAGCGAGAAGCUGGACCAGCGGUAGUUCUGUCGCGCUCACUAGGAAUUGGAAAGUCCUCAGGCUUUCUGACACGGCGUCACCGAGAUGAAGGCCGCUACAACCCCGCUGUACAUUUGUCUUCGGGCGACAUACCGCCACUCCAGGGUGCAAUGCUCUGGCCGAUACCAGCUUCGCGCUGAACUAGAAGUACCAACAAUGAAGUCAGUAGUCAGCGCCACUGACACGCUCUUUCAGAAAACCAGAAAGGACGGCGUACUCCCACGAAGUCAUGUAUAUAAGGUCUCCCGUCUCUUGUUGCAUGGCAGGCAAAGACCCCUAGCAGCAGCCAUGUCUACAGUGUCUGAUCCAAGCAUCCCUCUACUCAAGAAGGACUCGCCAGCUAAGGCCAAACCGAUGUGGAAGUUAUACUUGGAACUGAGCAGGUUGCAUGUUUGGCCCGGAGGAACCAACUUGUUCUUCCUGCCGUGCGUUUGGGGCUAUCUCCUGGCUUCCCGCAACAAUCCUCCACAAGCGGACACGCUUAUCCGUCAUUUCGUGUUGCUUUUGGGCUUCUCUACGCUCAUAGGCAGCGCUACUUGCGUGAUCAAUGACAUUUGCGACCGGGAGCUCGACCGUCUAGUAGAACGGUGCAAGACCCGUCCGAUCGCGUCUGGCGCAGUUUCGGUCUUUGGAGCAACGGUCUUCCUACUGGUUCAAGUCGGUCUCUGUGUAUGGAUCCUCACCAUGCUUAACCCUACUGCCAUGAUAUGUGGCCUCUUCGGUCUCUUCGUGUUCCACGGCUUUUACCCGCUGAUGAAGCGGUUGACCAAUUGGCCCCAAGCAUAUCUGGGCCUUGCUAUGAACUGGGGCCUGCCGACUACGUGGCUUAUCAUAGCGCCGCAGGACGUGAGUUCGCCCGUGCCGUGGGUGCUUACUUUCGGAGCGUUGUGCUGGACAAUGGUGUACGACACGAUCUACGCUUGCCAGGACCGCGAGGACGACAUCAAGGCAGGCGUCAAGUCUACUGCUGUCCUCUUCGGUUCCUGGAUCAGACCGAUUCUCGCCGUCUUCGGCAUCAUGUUCAUUGCGACCCUGGUGUACACUGGCAUCGAAACCAACAUGACCCUCCCUUACUACGUCAUCGGGGUCGCCGGGACCGCUUUGCACACCCUCUGGCAGGUGACGACGUUCGAUCCCAACGAUGGUCUCGAUUGUGCCAUGAAGUUUGUGGGUAACGGUAACCUCGCCCUCAUCUACACCGUGGGCUUGAUUGCCGCGAUAUAUAUGCCGGACCUGUUCAAGUUCUAGUUGAUCUCACAGGUUGCAACAUCGACGUCCUACUGGCUAUCUGCGCAGUCCACGGAUCCAUUCACUGUCCUCCGAAUCAUCUCGCGUCAUGACUGAAUUCACAUUCCUGUCGUCUUGCUCGAUUGAAAACGCAUUGCAUCGAGAUGUACGCGGUCGUAUUUUUGUAUUAUCGUGAUCAACUUUGAGAUAGAAACCUGUACAUUUUUGUCAGCACUGGCAUAAUGACUGAGACUCCCGGGCCCUUGAAUCACACAUAUCUCGUCGAUGGUGCCCGCCGCGCUGCGUACCGUGCCUUGACAUGCAACUCACGGCGGCACAACAGAUUCAAGUUGACAUCCGGAUGGCUCGAAGCGUCACGC
Molecule: messenger RNA, 1725 nt
Organism: Fomitopsis serialis
Lineage: Eukaryota; Fungi; Basidiomycota; Agaricomycetes; Polyporales; Fomitopsidaceae
Product: UbiA prenyltransferase family-domain-containing protein
Exons: 8
Coding region: 164-1366 (400 amino acids)
Biological process (GO): ubiquinone biosynthetic process
Cellular component (GO): mitochondrial inner membrane
Molecular function (GO): 4-hydroxybenzoate polyprenyltransferase activity
Source: RefSeq, a predicted model, not a curated record